AAAAAAACAAAAUAAUGCUUUCCUUUUCCACCCACCGUCCCUUCCCAUGAAAAACUUAUGAAUGUGAGAAUAGCUGUAAACACAGGGAUACUAUUGCAAAAUCCGAUAAAAUUGUUUGUAGCCGCUCCCGUGUACACUCCCGCUCAGUUUCCUUUUUCGAAAUAGAAUUUCGAAAACUCCAUUCCAUUCCAGUUCCAGCCCUACUCUCUUUGUCCAGAUUCAAACCUAGCAAAUGAUCGCAAUGCCCCUAAAAAUCCCAUGAAAAAAAAAGAGAAAAGAAAAAGAAAUGGCUCUCCAAACUAUCAGUCGAGAUCCGCUCGAGGCUAUUCGGGUCUCCCGCUCUUUGCUCGAACCUUCGCUUCCCUUCCAAACCUUCCUCGACCUUACGACCCGGACGAUCUUCAACAUUCCCAUGAUUUCCUCAAAUCCAUGCCAUUGCAAAGCCCUAAUAAGCUUCUUGAGCAAGCCAAAGCAAUUGUAGAUAAUAGUUCAGAACUCGUGAACUUGAUAUGUUAAUCUCUGAUGCUGAAGUUAUGGAAAAUCCUCGAGAACGAAGAGCGGCUCUAGGCCGUAAACGAGCUUGUUUUUCUUUGAAGCCUAACUCAAGUCAGCCUACUGUGAGUUUAGAACCGACUUUAGACAUCGAUAAAUUGAAAGAUCCGGAAGAAUUCUUUAUGGCUUUUGAAUGGGUUGAAAAUGCCAAAAGAGAAAUACAGAAACAGACAGGUGGUGUUUUGAUGGAUUUGGAUCGGAAUGUUCAGUCCGUGGCUGCACGGCCUCGUUGGCCUGGAAUAUUGAGAUCAGUUAAGUACAAUCAUUGCUAUUUGACUGCUAUGUACCCAGUGGAAAGCUUUGAAGAGGAAAUUCUCAGUCCACUUUGCGGUUUGCAACAAGAAAAAUCUGACCUGAAUGUCGAAUUACAAGAGAAGGAGUUGGCUGACUCAGUGACCAAUGCAGAGAACAAGAUUAAAGAACUUCUGGAUCAUUUGCUUACCAGUAAUUAUAAUGGGGAUGAGGCAGUCGGUCUUUUACAGGAGCACUUGCAGAUCAAACCUAUUGAGCUGGAGAAAAUAUGCCUUUUUGACUUGCAAGAUAUUAGGUGGAUUAAUUUGAAAGCUUCUAGAGAAAACUUGACAAAGCCUAGAAAUUCAAUAUCAGAUUUGAUGAAGGGGAUUGAUAAAAGGACACCAAAACAACAGGCUGGAAGUUCAGUUCAUCAUUUAGCUUCUCCCACUCCAAGAAGUCCAUUGGGUUCAAUAUCAUUGCUGAAGAAUCAAAUGUUGCCGUCCGAUGUACUAAAUGAUCCAUUUUCAACUGAUGGUAUUGAUCGAUCAUCAGUGAGAAAUGCGUCUUGUAUGGAAAAUAUUACUAAACAAUCUGAUAUGGUUGAUACAGAAAAGGAACUAAGUGUGCCUCACAACAAUGAUAAAAGAUCACCACAGCAACAUGCAGAAAGUUCAGCUCAUCAUUUAGCUUCUCCUACUCCAAGAAAUCCAUUGGCUUCAAUGUCAUUGCAGAAGAAACAUAUCUUGCAGUCAGAUCCACUAAGUGAUCCUAUUUCAACCAAUAAUAUUGACAAAUCACCAGGGAGAAAUGCAUAUCCCAUUGAAAGUAUCAACAAACAAUCUAGUCAGGUUGAUACAGAAAAGGAAUUAAAUAUGUCUCACCUCUUAAGGUCUCCAAUACUAGAAGCAAAUCGAACUGCAACUGCUAAUGCAAGUUCUGAGCUCAAUGGGCAAGAUUUUGCUUGUCUCUUUGGCAAAUUUGUAAAUGAUAAUGCAAGUAGGUUUAAUUCUGGUAUUAAUGUUGUCUCAACUGGAUCUCAGGACGACUCAGAGAAUAACAGUUUAAGCAGGCUUGAAGUUGCUGCAGAUGGUCAUAUGAUAAAACCAAAUGAAUUUGGUGGAAGGGUGGAAGACAUACUGCCAGAAGCAGUGGUUUCUGCUCAGACCCAACUUAACAUGGAAUGGCCAACCAUUGAUAAUUCACAUACCAUUCAGAAAGAGUCAGAUGAAUCUAAUCCUGCAAUGGAUGAGGACCACACAAUGGAUGGAUCUUCGAGAGCUGCAGAAAAUUAUCAGGAGCUGCAUGAGCAACAGAAUAUGAUGGGCAAAACAAAACCUUGUCCACACCAUGAACGUAAGAGGAAAGCAAUUUCUCGAAGACAAAGUCUUGCAGAUUCUGGUACUGCAUUUGAUGGAGAAGGGAGGAGGCAAAGUACAAGGAUUAGGUCAAGACCUUUGAAAUUCUGGAAAGGUGAAAGAUUCUUAUAUGAUCGCAUACAUUCAAGUUUGUCAACUGUAAUUGGGAUAAAGUACGAGUCUCCAGGGAAGGCUGAUGGUAAGAACCCUACUCUGAAAGUGAAGUCUUUUGUAAGUGAUGUGUACAAAGAUCUGGUUGAAUUGGCUGCCAGGUUUUGAGAUGGCGGUGAUUGGUGCUUAUGGACCGAGCCAGCGCAAAUCAGGUCAUCCUUUUAUAACCUGACCAUUAAUUCACCGGUUCUCUUUUUUCAAUUUAUGGUUGUUCUGCAUUGGUUGUUAAGUAGUAGGCAUUUCUGUUAUGAAUAAUCUUAUUCCCUGUGAAUUUUUGUGAUGACCAUUAAAAACUCUAAUUUUGACAUGUAUUGGACUUAUGACUAUAUUUCGUACUCUUUAGACAGUUCCAGAAACAGGUGAAUCUAAAUGGAACAAUGUAAUGUAAGUUCAUGACUUCAUUAGUUAAU
Molecule: messenger RNA, 2722 nt
Organism: Durio zibethinus
Lineage: Eukaryota; Viridiplantae; Streptophyta; Magnoliopsida; Malvales; Malvaceae
Product: centromere protein C-like
Biological process (GO): attachment of mitotic spindle microtubules to kinetochore; kinetochore assembly; spindle attachment to meiosis I kinetochore
Cellular component (GO): kinetochore
Molecular function (GO): centromeric DNA binding
Source: RefSeq, a predicted model, not a curated record